AUGCAGCGGCACCCUCUCAGUCUGUUUGGCGCGGGUGAAAUAAUUAUAAAGCUCCGCAGGCGUUGGAGGAAGGCAGAGGAGUCUGAGAAGGAGGGCCUGAAAGCUCUCUGGGAUGAGAUCAGAAGACGCCUUGCUAACCUCCGGAGGGUAGAACGCAUCAGAAGACAGAGGAAAAGGAAGGAGAAGGAAAGAUCAAGUUUCUUCAGGAAGCCAUUCCGGUAUGCACGCGGGCUCCUUGAGGAGAAGACAAGUGGAAUUCUGGAUGUCUCCAAAGAAGAACUGCAGGAGUACAUCCGCACUCAGUACAGUGACCCAGCAAGGAACAAACCCCUAGACUCGCCAGGGUAUGUGCCUAGACCCUCAGAACCAUCAGCCCUGUUUGACGCAUCACCACCAAAGUUCAGCGAGAUCAGGCAGGUGAUCCAGCGGGCAAGAUCUGCUUCAGCACCAGGCCCGAACGGAAUACCGUACAAGCUGUAUAAGAGCUGCCCAGGAGUGCUGAAGCUGUUAUGGACCCUGAUGAGAAUCACCUGGACUAAGCAGACCAUACCAUCCGAGUGGCAGAGAGCAGUGGCAGUCUCUAUUCCCAAACAACAGACCGCCAAGGCCAUCGAGCAGUUCAGGAGCAUAGCUCUACUGAAUGUGGAGGGGAAAAUCUUCUUCUCCGUGAUGGCAAGAAGAAUGACCACUUACCUCACGGAGAACAACUACAUCAAUACCAGCUGUCAGAAAGCCGGGAUUCCAGGUUUCCCAGGCUGUGUAGAGCAUGCUUCCAUGAUUUGGGAACAGAUCCAGACCACUAAGAGGGAGAAGAAAGAUCUGCACGUCAUAUGGCUAGACCUAGCCAAUGGCUAUGGGUCAGUGCCACACCUGCUCAUAGCCUACGCUUUGGAAUUCUUCUACAUCCCAGACAACAUCAGGACCAUGAUCAUGAACUACUACCAGGACAUGCACAUGUGCUUUGCACAGAAGAAAGUCACCACUGGUUGGCAACAACUGGAAGUAGGGAUCGCAAUGGGAUGCUCCAUUUCUCCCAUCCUCUUCGUGGCAGCGUUUGAGGUCAUCCUGAUCGGGGCAAGGCAGAUGGUGGGUGGGGUCCGGCUGCCUGCAGAUUCCAGUUAUAUUGAGAGGAUGGACAAUUAA
This is a messenger RNA of Sinocyclocheilus grahami, 1143 nucleotides long. RefSeq lists its product as uncharacterized. The record is from RefSeq and is a predicted model, not a curated record. The coding region runs from base 1 to 1143 and encodes 380 amino acids. The transcript has 3 exons. Lineage: Eukaryota; Metazoa; Chordata; Actinopteri; Cypriniformes; Cyprinidae.